This is a messenger RNA of Vanessa tameamea, 675 nucleotides long. It is a transcript of the gene RpL9, whose product is annotated as large ribosomal subunit protein uL6. Gene Ontology annotation, molecular function: rRNA binding; structural constituent of ribosome. The record is from RefSeq and is a predicted model, not a curated record. The coding region runs from base 76 to 648 and encodes 190 amino acids. Gene Ontology annotation, biological process: cytoplasmic translation. The transcript is spliced from 3 exons. NCBI's taxonomy places the organism in Eukaryota, Metazoa, Arthropoda, Insecta, Lepidoptera, Nymphalidae. Gene Ontology annotation, cellular component: ribosome; cytosolic large ribosomal subunit.
UUAUUUUUAGAACACUGUCAAUCUGGCAACAUCUUACGAUCUUUUCCGGCUCUCUGUGUCACUGAAAGCCUCAGCAUGAAGCAAAUCGUUGCUAAUCAAAAAGUGAAAAUCCCUGAGGGGUUGACUGUUCAUGUGAAAUCAAGACUAGUGACAGUGAAAGGCCCCCGAGGAGUGCUGAAAAGAAACUUUAAACAUUUAGCUGUGGACAUUCGCAUGGUAAACUCUCGGUUAUUGAAAGUGGAAAAAUGGUUCGGAUCCAAGAAGGAACUUGCUGCAGUAAGAACAGUAUGUUCCCACGUUGAGAACAUGAUUAAAGGUGUCACUAAGGGAUUCCAGUACAAAAUGCGUGCUGUAUAUGCCCAUUUCCCCAUUAACUGUGUCACCACUGAAAAUAAUUCAGUUAUCGAAAUCCGUAACUUCCUUGGAGAGAAGUACAUCAGGAGGGUAAAGAUGGCUCCAGGUGUUACUGUUGUCAACUCCCCGAAACAGAAAGAUGAACUUAUCAUUGAAGGUAACUCACUCGAAGAUGUUUCUAGCUCAGCAGCACUCAUUCAACAAUCCACAACUGUCAAAAAUAAGGACAUCAGAAAGUUCUUGGACGGUCUAUACGUGUCCGAGAAGACUACUGUUGUAAUGGAUGAGAUAUAAGAUCAUUAAAGUUUUAAGCUGAACAAA